AUGGCGACGACGGAAUCCGAUCCCGCGACCAGAAAGUGGUCCCUGAACGACUUCGAGAUCGGGAAGCCGCUCGGCAGAGGCAAGUUCGGGCGGGUCUACGUGGCCCGAGAAGCCAAGAGCAAGUACGUGGUGGCGCUGAAGGUGAUCUUCAAGAAGCAGAUAGAGAAGUACAGGAUCCACCACCAGCUGAGGAGAGAGAUGGAGAUCCAGACUAGUCUACGGCACCCAAACAUUCUCCGCCUGUUCGGCUGGUUUCACGAUGAAGAGCGCGUCGUGCUGAUUCUCGAGUACGCGCACGGCGGCGAGCUGUAUGGGCUGCUCAGGGAGAGUACUUAUCUCUCUGAGAAGCAGGCCGCCACGUACAUACUGAGCUUGGCGCAGGCGUUGGCAUAUUGUCACGAGAAGCAUGUGAUACAUAGGGAUAUCAAGCCUGAAAAUUUGUUGCUUGAUCAUGAGGGUCGACUGAAAAUUGCAGACUUCGGAUGGUCUGUACAAUCAAGCAACAAGAGAAAAACAAUGUGUGGAACGUUAGAUUAUUUAGCACCAGAAAUGGUGGAGAAUAGAGCUCAUGAUUAUGCAGUGGAUAACUGGACUUUGGGAGUUCUCUGCUAUGAGUUUCUUUAUGGAACUCCUCCAUUCGAGGCUGAAAGUCAAAGAGAUACUUUCAGGAGGAUUACAAACAUUGACCUGUGCUUUCCUUCUUACCCUCAAGUUUCUGCUGAAGCUAAACAUCUCAUUAGCCAGCUUCUAGUGAAGGACUCCUCUAAGAGGCUAUCUCUUCAGAAGAUCAUGGAACACCCUUGGAUAAUGAAGAAUGCAGAUCCUUCUGGAAUCUGCAAUAAUUAGCUUUUCUACCUAUGAUCUUGCUCUACCGUAGCUGUUAUUUCAGAUCGGAGGUAGAAGUAACUUUGCACCAAGUAUACAGCCUUGUGUUAAUCUGCUAUCAUGUACAUGCU
Molecule: messenger RNA, 956 nt
Organism: Fragaria vesca subsp. vesca
Lineage: Eukaryota; Viridiplantae; Streptophyta; Magnoliopsida; Rosales; Rosaceae
Product: serine/threonine-protein kinase Aurora-3-like
Exons: 6
Coding region: 1-846 (281 amino acids)
Biological process (GO): regulation of cytokinesis; protein phosphorylation; mitotic spindle organization
Cellular component (GO): spindle microtubule; spindle midzone; chromosome passenger complex
Molecular function (GO): protein kinase activity; ATP binding
Source: RefSeq, a predicted model, not a curated record